CUUAGGUGAGCCGCCAUAGUUCUGUAGUAUUCUCCCCGGCUUGGUCCUUCCCGGUGUGGUUGAGUCCAACAUAGCGCAAUCAUGGCCUCCUUAUCUAUGGCCCCGGUGAACAUCUUCAAACAUGGAGCUGAUGAGGAGAAAGCAGAGACUGCUCGUCUGUCUUCUUUUGUUGGUGCCAUUGCUAUUGGGGAUCUGGUGAAAAGUACUCUUGGACCAAAAGGAAUGGACAAAAUCCUCUUGGGUGGUGGACGGGAUGGUUCUGUCACAGUGACCAAUGAUGGCGCAACUAUUCUGAAGGCCAUUGGUGUGGACAAUCCUGCUGCCAAAGUGUUGGUUGAUAUGUCCAAGGUUCAGGAUGAUGAGGUUGGCGAUGGCACUACAUCUGUGACAGUGCUGGCAGCUGAACUGCUAAGGGAAGCAGAGUUGCUGAUUUCCAGGAAGAUCCAUCCUCAGAUCAUCAUCUCUGGUUGGAGGAAGGCUACGCACGUUGCUCGUGAGGCCCUGAAGGAGGCUGCAGUAGACCAUGGUAACGACCAGGCGAAAUUCCAGGAGGAUCUAUUAAACAUUGCCCGCACCACUCUGUCAUCCAAACUGCUCACACAUCAUAAAGACCACUUUGCCAAGCUGGCUAUGGAGGCAGUGCUCAGACUGAAAGGCUCUGGCAACCUGGAGGCAAUCCAUGUCAUCAAAAAGCUGGGAGGCAGCCUUACUGACUCCUACCUGGAUGAAGGAUUCCUGCUUGACAAGAGAAUUGGCGUCAAUCAGCCAAAGAGGAUUGAGAACGCAAACAUCCUCAUUGCCAACACUGGCAUGGACACAGACAAGAUUAAGAUCUUCGGCUCCAGGGUGCGUGUGGACUCCACAGCCAAGGUGGCUGAGAUCGAGCUGGCUGAGAAGGAGAAGAUGAAGGAGAAGGUGGAGCGCAUCCUGAAGCAUGGCAUCAACUGCUUCAUCAACAGGCAGCUGAUCUAUAACUACCCUGAGCAGCUCUUUGCUUCUGCUGGCGUCAUGGCCAUCGAGCACGCCGACUUUGUUGGAGUGGAGCGCCUGGCGCUGGUCACAGGUGGGGAGAUCACAUCUACCUUCGACCACCCUGAGCUGGUGAAACUGGGCCACUGCAAACUUAUUGAGGAGGUGAUGAUCGGAGAGGACACCCUCAUCCACUUCUCAGGAGUGGACAUGGGUGAGGCCUGCACUAUUGUUCUGCGCGGGGCGACUCAGCAGAUUCUAGAUGAGGCCGAGCGAUCUCUCCAUGAUGCUCUGUGCGUUCUGGCUCAGACUGUUAAAGAGACUCGCACUGUCUAUGGUGGAGGUUGUUCUGAGAUGUUGAUGGCCAAAGUGGUAACAGAUUUGGCCAACAGAACCCCCGGCAAAGAAGCUGUGGCUAUGGAGUCCUUCGCUAAGGCACUGAGAAUGCUGCCAACCAUUAUUGCAGAUAAUGCGGGUUAUGACAGUGCGGAUCUCGUGGCCCAACUGAGAGCAGCUCACCAAGAGAACAAGACCACUUAUGGCCUUGACAUGACACGGGGCAUGAUCGGUGACAUGGGACUCCUGGGCAUCACAGAGAGCUUCCAGGUGAAAAGGCAGGUGCUGCUUAGCGCUGCUGAGGCUGCGGAGAUGAUCCUCCGUGUAGAUGACAUCAUCAAGGCUGCGCCCAGGAAACGAGUACCUGAUCAUCACCCAUGCUAAGGCAGGCUGAGGAGCAGAGCAGCAGUGCGGGGGGGAGAGCCUGCAUAUUUAUUACCAUCAACAUUGCCUGCUUUUGACUUUGUGUUGCUGUUAACACUGUAGAGGCUGCCUGUGUGUCAACCAAAAUGGCAGUGGUGUUUUUUUGUUUACUCAGUAAUAAAACAAUACAAUGUUG
This is a messenger RNA of Electrophorus electricus (electric eel), 1864 nucleotides long. It is a transcript of the gene cct2, whose product is annotated as chaperonin containing TCP1, subunit 2 (beta). Gene Ontology annotation, biological process: protein folding. The record is from RefSeq and is a predicted model, not a curated record. Gene Ontology annotation, cellular component: chaperonin-containing T-complex; cytosol. NCBI's taxonomy places the organism in Eukaryota, Metazoa, Chordata, Actinopteri, Gymnotiformes, Gymnotidae. Gene Ontology annotation, molecular function: ATP-dependent protein folding chaperone; ATP binding; ATP hydrolysis activity.